AUUAGAUGACAUUUGGCAUUUAAAACUUUAAAGGUUGAACUUUGAGUAAAAAUACUGCAAUUUUGAAAGAAACAUAGAAGUUUUAGUUAAAAAAUGAAUAGUAGUUGAACAAUAUCUUCUUUAGAGCGCACCAAAUACAAUAAAAGGAUUCCAACAUAUAAAACCUAGCUCUGUUAUGAUGUGAGAAAAAUUGUGAUCAGGAUAUCUUCAUAUAGUAUUUAUUUUCUAUUUUUAAAUUGUUAUACUUUUCAAUCUUAUAAAAUGAGUUAUUUGCAAGUAUUGGCUCGAUAUGCAAUAACAGGAUACCGAUCCUAUUCUAUACACACCAUUCGUAAUGCUCCCAAAACAAUAGCUGUAAUUAGAAUACAUGACUUCAAAUAUAAUCAACAUAGAAAUUACAAAAAUUUUGGACACAAGCGUGAAAAAGAACCAUUAAUAAGCAAGAUUUACUACACAUUCUUGUUUACUGCUUUUUUAAUACCUUCUGUAAACUGGGGAUGGUUAAAGAAAUUGUUCUCUGUUAAAGCAGACAGUGAAAAUAUAGGUGAAGGCAUUGAGCAUCCAAGAGAGGCUCUUGAAGAAUCAAUAGAAGAUGAAUCUAAGAAGAAAAAACACCGUAGAGAAAAAAUUGGAUUCAGAGAUAGAAAAAUAAUUGAAUACGAAAAUCGAAUAAGACACUACUCUACACCAGACAAAGUUUUUCGUUACUUUGCGACUCUGCAAAUCCCAGGACCUACAAUAGAUCAACACGAAAUUUAUAUGACACCUGAUGACUUCUUGAGAUCCAUGACACCAGGUUUAAAACAACCUGACGGGUUGGGCUUAGAUCAGUAUAGAAGAUAUGAUCCAAAAACAGUACAUCAAAAAUUAGAACUCACGUUGGAUGAGGACAGCAUCUUCUUCAAAUUAGGAAGCUCUGGUUUAAUAACCUUCUCGGAUUAUAUUUUCCUGCUAACUGUAUUAUCCACAUCUCGACGCCAUUUUGAAAUCGCUUUUCGAAUGUUCGAUCUCAAUGGUGAUGGAGAUGUAGAUUGUGAAGAAUUUGAAAAAGUUGCGACACUUAUUAGACAACAGACUAGCAUUGGAUCAAGGCAUAGAGACCACGCCAAUACAGGAAAUACUUUUAAGGGUGUUAAUUCUGCGUUAACUACCUAUUUCUUCGGUCCCAAUUUGAAACAAAAGCUGACCAUCGAGAAGUUUUUGGAUUUUCAAGAAAAAUUACAAAGAGAAAUUUUAAGUUUGGAAUUCCAAAGGAAAAAUCCUGACGAGAACGGUAAUAUAUCUGAAGCCGAUUUUACCGAACUUCUUCUUGCUUAUGCAGGUUAUCCUCAAAAAAAGAAGGCUAGAAUGUUGAAGCGAGUUAAGAAAACAUUUAGAGAUCAUGGUCAGGGAAUAUCAAGGCAGGAUUAUUUGAAUUUUUUCCAUUUCUUGAACAACAUUAAUGAUGUCGAUACAGCUUUGACUUUUUACCAUAUUGCUGGAGCUUCAAUCGAUCAGCAAACUUUAAAACAUGUAGCCAAAACGGUGGCCCAUGUCGAUCUCAGCGAUCAUGUGAUACACGUUGUUUUUACGAUUUUUGAUGAAAACCAGGAUGGACAAUUAAGUAACAAGGAAUUUAUUGCAGUUAUGAAAAAUAGACUGUUAAGAGGACUCGAAAAGCCGAAGGAUACAGGUUUUGUCAAAUUUAUGCAAUCAGUUAUAAAAUGUGCCAAGGAAACAAAGCCAGCUCUUUUGGAUAUUUCAAGUUACUAAUAAAUCAAUUAGCUUUAUUUUGAUAAAAUAAUAUAUUAGAUGUGGCAAUAAAGUAUUGAGUUUUAGUUAUGAAUUUUGUUUACUAGGCAAAAUAUAGUUUGAUAUAUUUCGUUUUGACUUGCGAUAAUUAGAGAGGCAUAUUGAAGAACUAAACGUAUUAAAGAAACUUUUCUAUUUUUUAAUCUAAUUUGAUUUUAACAUUAAAUUUGAUACUUUCUUUUGUAAUUGUAAUGUUAUUCGACCAAGAAAAAACAAUAAAAUUCAAUUUGGGAAGAGUGGAUUUCAUUUUCCGAAUAUGUUUAUUGAAUAUCAUCAAAGGUUUCUUUAAUUAUUAAUCAUAAUUUAUGAUUUCAAGUCAAGUCAAGUUCAAGUCGAAAAGGAAUAUAUUUAAACAGUUUUUUCAUUUUUUUGAUGUUAAAUUUAUUAGUUAUAUAGUGCAAAAAAUAUGUAUAAGAACUGAACAAGGAUCUUUUCGUCGUUUAAAAAUAUUUAUUGAAAUGAUCUUGCAUUCUAGCUUUAAAGUUUAGUACGUGAUUUUAUUCUUGUUCAUAAAUUGAUAAUAAUUAUAAAUAUAUAAAUAUG
Molecule: messenger RNA, 2334 nt
Organism: Diorhabda carinulata
Lineage: Eukaryota; Metazoa; Arthropoda; Insecta; Coleoptera; Chrysomelidae
Gene: MICU1
Product: calcium uptake protein 1 homolog, mitochondrial
Exons: 9
Coding region: 262-1752 (496 amino acids)
Biological process (GO): mitochondrial calcium ion homeostasis; calcium import into the mitochondrion
Cellular component (GO): uniplex complex
Molecular function (GO): calcium ion binding
Source: RefSeq, a predicted model, not a curated record